AUGAACAUCUUUGUUGGAUUUGUCAUUGUCACCUUUCAAGAACAAGGGGAGCAGGAGUAUAAGAACUGCGAACUAGACAAAAAUCAGAGGCAGUGUGUACAAUAUGCCCUGAAAGCCCGUCCCUUGCGGCGGUAUAUCCCAAAAAAUCCACAUCAAUAUAAAAUCUGGUAUGUGGUGACCUCCUCAUAUUUCGAGUACUUGAUGUUUUUUCUUAUUACACUGAACACCAUCAGUCUUGGUAUGCAGCACUAUGGGCAGACGGCAGAGUUCAGUUAUGUGUCUGACAUCCUCAAUGUGGCUUUUACUGGGAUCUUCACAGUAGAAAUGUUGCUCAAGCUGGCAGCAUUCAAAGCAAAGGGCUACUUUGGAGACCCCUGGAAUGUUUUUGAUUUCCUGAUUGUUAUAGGAAGCAUAAUCGAUGUCAUUCUUAGUGAGAUUGAUGUGAGUAAUGGUAAUCAUUUAAUUAAACUACAACAACAACAGCAGAAUAUACAGUAUAUGGGCAUUCUACUAAAGGCUCACUAG
Messenger RNA from Staurois parvus, 525 nucleotides. NCBI's taxonomy places the organism in Eukaryota, Metazoa, Chordata, Amphibia, Anura, Ranidae. The record is from the annotation of a GenBank genome assembly.